Messenger RNA from Parnassius mnemosyne (clouded apollo), 3207 nucleotides. NCBI's taxonomy places the organism in Eukaryota, Metazoa, Arthropoda, Insecta, Lepidoptera, Papilionidae. The record is from the annotation of a GenBank genome assembly.
AUGUUAGAGCAAGGUAUAAUUCGUCCGUCAGAAUCUGCAUGGAGCUCUCCCAUCUGGAUAGUUCCUAAAAAGGUUGAUGCUUCUGGCAAGACUAAAUGGCGACUCGUAGUCGACUUUAGGAAGCUAAAUGAAAAAACCAUUAGUGAUAAAUACCCAAUACCGAAUAUAUCGGAUGUACUAGAUAAGUUAGGAAAUUGCCAAUAUUUCACAACCUUGGAUUUAGCCAGUGGAUUUUACCAGGUUGAAAUGAACCCUAGUGACAUACCGAAAACAGCAUUCAACGUUGAACAUGGGCAUUUCGAGUUCUUACGGAUGCCCAUGGGCCUGAAGAACUCGCCAUCCACGUUUCAGCGUGUCAUGGAUAACGUGCUCCAUGACCUACAAAAUACAGUUUGUCUCGUGUACUUAGACGAUAUUAUUGUGUUCAGCACUUCCUUGCAAGAACACAUGGUAAAUCUUGAGAAAGUAUUUCAGAAACUACGGGAAUCCAACUUUAAAAUACAAAUGGAUAAAUCCGAGUUUCUUAAAUUGGAAACCGCUUAUUUAGGACAUAUAAUUAGUAAAGGUGGCAUUAAGCCAAAUCCUAGUAAAAUAUCAGCCAUAGAAAAGUAUCCAUUACCCAAAACCGCAAAAGAGAUUAAACAGUUUUUAGGCCUUAUAGGUUAUUAUCGGAAGUUCAUCCCAGACUUUGCUCGAAUUACCAAACCCCUGACACAAUGCCUAAAAAAGGGACGAAAAAUAACUCUUGACACAGACUAUAUUAACUGCUUCGAAAAGUGCAAGACUCUCCUGACUAAAGACCCAAUCCUUCAAUAUCCUGACUUCAACAAAGAAUUCAUCCUGACCACUGACGCAUCCAAUGUAGCGAUAGGAGCCAUCCUAUCUCAGGGACCCAUAGGAUCAGACAAACCUGUAUGUUACGCUUCUAGAACUCUAAAUGAGAGCGAAGUGAACUACAGCACUAUAGAGAAAGAACUCCUUGCCGUCGUGUGGGCAACCAAGUACUUUAGACCCUACCUAUUUGGCCGUACUUUUAAAAUCUUAACUGAUCAUAAACCCCUUCAGUGGGUAAUGAAUCUUAAGGAACCGAACUCACGACUUACUAGGUGGAAAUUAAAAUUAAGCGAAUACGAUUUUUCUGUCAUAUAUAAAAAAGGAAAAAAUAACACCAAUGCCGAUGCGCUUUCCCGGGUGGAAAUACAUAACGAAGAAUCGUGUUCUAUGUUAGCUAACCCAUCAGUAAAAACAGCCCCUAGCACUGGCUCGACUACUCAAACGGCCCACACAAGCCAAGAAAAUCUGAUCCUUGAAAUUCCUAUUACCGACGAACCUCUUAAUAAAUUCCACAGAAUAAAUAAUCGGAAUAAAUCACGGGAACCAGAGGUUGAAUACCAACCAAACCAACAAGUUUUCGUUUCCAACCCCCUAGCUAGCCGACAAAAAUUAGCCCCACGUUACACCCAUGAUCAUGUUCUAGCUGACUUACCAAUACACAUUUACACAACUCUAAAAUUACUGACUGUACUGACCGUGCUGACAAUCGAAGCCCAGGAGAUAAAACUUGAAUAUCUUGAAGACGGACCAGGCCUACUACCAUUUAGACUUGGACCAACGACUCUCAUAACUCACUAUCAUACAUUUCUUCAAUAUGUAAAACUUGACGACAUCAGAGACAAAGUAACCUUAUUGCAGGUACAGCUACAGAACUACAAGAACAGGCUUGAUAAUGGCACCAACUUACUGUACGAAUUACAAAUGGACUAUCUUUCUAGCAAACUAGACAAAGUAUUAUUACAACUAAAUAGCUUAGAGCCUAGUCGCACUAAGAGAGGUCUAGUAGACGGAUUAGGCUCAGUGAUCAAAAGUGUAACCGGUAAUCUAGAUUAUUUAGAUGCCGCGAAAUAUAAUAAUGCCAUAAAAUUUUUGAAGGAUAACCAAGAUAGGAUCGAAUCAGAAUUCAAUAGUCACAUUAGCAUUAGUAAAGAAUGGAUGUUACAACAUAAUAGUGUGAUAUCCCAGAUAAUUGAAAACGAGAACAAAAUUAACUCAACGCUUAUCCAAUUACUAGAUAGAGCCGCUUAUAGAGAUAGUAGCCUCAUCAAGUAUGCUAAGUUUGCCCAACUACUCACAAUCUUAACAGAAAAUAUUGAUGAUAUGCUCAAUGAGCUUAAUAGGAUAGAAAAUAUAUUAGCAUUUAGUCGUGCAUCGAGCACCCACCAUUCUACGUUAAGUGUUAAGGUAAUUAAGUCUAUGUUAGUAAGAUUAAGACAAAUUUAUGAUAAGGAACAUGUACUAAAUUUAGAGACUAGAGAAUAUUACGAUAUCAUUAAGUCAGGUUAUUAUUUUACAGAAAAUCAAAUAGUAAUUGUUCUAAAAUUCCCUGUUAUUUCCAAAGACACCUUCGACCUAUUCCGCUUAUCCAUUGUACCUAACAAAAACCACCAAUCUAUUAUUCCACCCUAUCCUUUAAUAGCAACUAAUAGAGAAAAAUUCGUGUACAUGGAGACAGAAUGUCCGAAGUUGAGUAAUCGGUACCUAUGCGAAAAGGAAACGAACACCCAAAUUCGAACACAAUCCGACUGUAUCCAGAACCUCAUCAUCAAUCAGUCUAUAGCAAAAUCCUGUAAGAUAACCGACAUUGCACUAUCAAAAGAAGCCAUGGAACGUCUUGACGACAAGCACUACACCAUUUCUUUCCCUCAACCAACUAAAGUCCAUACAGUAUGCGGGCGUGAAGAUAUUACUACAUUACAGGGUAGUUACUUAGCCACAAUACCAAUUAAUUGCUUCCUGCGAACACAAGAAUUCACCAUCACUAAUAUUAACGAUCAAGUAGAAGGCCAUCCACUGAAACUAAUGAAAAUACCAAUGGAUAUAAACGCAAAAAGCAACCCAGCAGUACCACGAAUCAGCCUUAAUACAAUUAACCUGAAAGGACUCCACGCAGCCCAGGACCAACUCAUGAUGCAACCACCACUUCAUCUGAGAGAGAUGGAUCUCCCAACUUUAUAUCACACCACUAUUCCCUUUUACGCCGUGUUAUCAAGCAUGGCAAUAUUCGCUAUCAUAAUCUCAGUUCGUUACUACUACAAGACUAAGACGCAAGAACAGAUCCAGAAUAACACCCUACAUAGCUAUGAAAAGCCCGAAGAAUCCGAAGUCAAAAAGGCAUUACCAGCAACUUUUUCUCUCAAGGUUCUAAAAUAG